AUGAACUUUGAAUUGGCAAAUAUUGGGCGUAAGAUAGUAGGUGUAGGUGUAGACAUCGUAUAUUUGCCAAGGUUUGCUCACCUGUUAGAGAAGCAUUCUCCAUUUGACCCGCGUACCCGUUUGACCUUCGAUAAAAUUACUCAAAAAUUCAUGCAUGAGAAGGAACGAUGUUAUCUUAGUAAUCUUCUCAUCGAAGAAAACCGCUCAAAUCCACGAUUGCAUGAGUAUAUGGCGGGUAUUUGGGCUUUGAAAGAAUGUUCAUUCAAGGCAUUGUCCUGCUGUACUUCAAAGGAUGACCUACCUCCUGCUCAGGUACUAUAUGCGAAAAUGCUGUACAAAACACAAAACGAUGAGGGCGUGCCAAAACUUCAGUUUGAUAAGAUGUUUGAAGAAAAGUAUCCAAAAUAUCAGCGGUUUUCGAAAAGUUAUGAAAAAUUCUUCUCCGCUCAUGAAUUUCUCGUGUCCAUAUCCCAUGACAAAGAUUAUUUAAUAGCAUUAGCAAAUUUGGUAGAAAGAGAGUAG
Saccharomyces mikatae IFO 1815 is the source of this 522-nucleotide messenger RNA. RefSeq names its product holo-[acyl-carrier-protein] synthase (gene PPT2). Gene Ontology annotation, molecular function: magnesium ion binding; holo-[acyl-carrier-protein] synthase activity. The transcript has a single exon. Bases 1 to 522 code for a protein of 173 amino acids. NCBI's taxonomy places the organism in Eukaryota, Fungi, Ascomycota, Saccharomycetes, Saccharomycetales, Saccharomycetaceae. The record is from RefSeq and is a predicted model, not a curated record.